This is a messenger RNA of Magallana angulata, 3027 nucleotides long. RefSeq lists its product as uncharacterized. NCBI's taxonomy places the organism in Eukaryota, Metazoa, Mollusca, Bivalvia, Ostreida, Ostreidae. Bases 582 to 1220 code for a protein of 212 amino acids. The record is from RefSeq and is a predicted model, not a curated record. The transcript has 5 exons.
UUUCAUUUGUGCAUAAUCUGACCGUAGAUAUUCUACCAAGCCUACUCAAUCUCAUGCUAUCCAAUAAGAUAGCUGAAAACCUUGAUUUGGGAUAUCCACUCCCACGACAAGGUUUUUUUAAUUUUGGGAGGGGAUUGUUCUUUCUAAAUACACAGAAGGCAGAGAAAUCCAGGCCUUCAAUGCAUGAAGAACAAAAAUCAAUAAAGGAUUUUCUGCAAACGUUUUCAGUGCCCUGCAUACAUAUAUUAUUGUUAAAAACGCAUGGCUCGAUAGCUCAUGCAUAUGACCCAAUUAUCUUUACAAACAGCUAAAAUUUGGAAAUUCCCUUGUGACGUUUAAAAGGAUCUAACGUUUACAGAAAAUAGCUGGGUCGUGGAGCAUUAGGAAACUCUGGGAAUCGAGCUUUUAAAUGAACUCAAAGUGUCAAGUUCUUCAGUAGUCCCAUAAGGGUGGAAGUGACUUUAUACCGGUAUAUAUAUAUACAUAGCCUGCUAUCGACCAGAUGUGCAGAUGUGUAUUGGCAAACAACUGAAUGCGUUGGGACUUUGUUAGGAUAGACUGUUAUAUAUACCUACGACAACAUGGAGAUUUACCAGGCCCGGAAAAUCAGCAACAUUCCUACAGCUAUCUCUCAGCCCUUUGAUUUUGUGUGUAGCCACAAUGAGAAAUUCAAAAUCAAGGAUAUUGGGGUCACUGAGGUUAAGACAAAGAGCGACCUUUUACGUGUGACAUCCCAGGACAAGCCGGACAUCCACACACAAGACUAUGUACUACAGCUCCAGUACCACAUCAACGGCACGCGCGGACACUUCCUGUUGGUGGACGGCUCUGGGGAGGUCAAGGCCAAUGGACAAUGCAGAGACCAACGCACUCUGCUGACGGUCAUCCAUAACUUCACACAGAGACGGGAGUCUUGCUACCAGAUCAUUGGCUGGGGGGACAAAUUCAACCAGAAAAUCCUUUACAUGGAUGGCACAGAGCUUAAAACUAGGCCAUACAAGCAAUCUAAGGGAGACAACAACGACGACACAUUUUUUUCAUUCCGAACCAAAGGAAACAGUGAGGAUGGACAUUUUGCCAUUGUGUCGUGGACGGGAAACUCCCUAGUGUUUGACACCCAGGGGAACUACCUGGCCCCCAACAAUCUGUCGCGACGGUCGGACACCUCAUACUUGUUCAAACUACAGACAGUCGACUGGAUGAAAGUGACCACUGUAUAAAAUCUCCCAACCUGGAUCAAAAUCUUUUACAUGUACCAGUAGUUAUAAUAGAAUUACCUUGUUAUUUCAAUACUAAAUCUAUAGAUUUUUUAAGUUUAAAUAAGUAGAUAAUUAUUCAAUGUAUUUUGUAAAAAGGAAUUGUAAACAAAGUGUUUAUUUAAAUAUCCUAUAACACGAUACCAUAUAGCUCCCAGGUAACAUUAUCAGAACCUGUUUGGCUAUUAUGAACAUCAAUCCUUCAAUGUGAUCUCAAUCUGUGAACAAUAUUCCAAUACUGAACUAGAGUAACAAAUGGCUGAACCUUGAACCUUAUCAAUGUCUGAACAUUGAACUUGAACCUUAUCAAUGUCUGAACAUUGAACUUGAACCUUAUCAAUGUCUGAACAUUGAACUUGAACCUGACAAUAUUUGAACACUAAACUUGAGCCUUACAGAUGAACAUAGAAGUUGAACCUAAACAAUGUCUGAACAAAGAACUUAAACCUAAACAAUGUCUGAACAAAACUUGAACCAGAUGUCUGAGCUCUGAACUUCAACCUAAACAUCUGAACUUUGAACUAGAACCUUCACUAUCUUUGAACAUUGAUCGUGUCAAUAUGUAAAUUGUACUAAACUUUCCACUGAUCUCAGUUUACAGCAGAUCUUAGAAUUUUAGGGCUCUGUGCUCUUUGAAGUAAUGAACAAUUAAAAGUGAGCUGACAUUGGAAGAGCCGGCCCCUGGGAAUGGAGUUAUUGGAGAGACUGUGUUAACAAACUGUAUACAUAUUAUAUUUAGCAUGUGCAGUAUUUGGCAGAAAAUGAUUUUUUCAAAAAGUUAGUGUGGAUUAAAAUUUCUUAAUGUGCCUAUUACAUAUAUUAUGCAUGGCAUUUAGCUAUGUACUUGAAAAAGCGGAAGAAAGCUUUCCGUCAAAAAUGCUAAAAAGAAUACACAGCUGAAUGUAAUAUGAUUACAGUACGUGAUGAGAUUAUCCCUUCUAGUCAAUACACUUACAUGACACACAGUACUUUACUAACCUACUUGCCAUUCAUAAUCAAAUUUAUAUUGUAUUCUUUAUGUAAAUCAGUUUUAUUCAUUAUUGUCAUUGUACGUAAUUAUAAAGUUUAUGUAGUGGUGUCUAUAGUAAAAUGAAUUCCACUUAAAUUAAUGCCUGAUGUUACAACAAUAACCCGCUUCUAGCCAAUUUCUGGCCAAAAUAAGAUUGAUUUUGCUACUCUUUUGAUAGUUAUCAAACCUGAUACUUACUGAAUUUGUUAACCAUACAAGAUUUAAGUAUUGCAUCAUUUCAAGUUGUGAAUAAUUAUAUAGAUAAAACAAACUGUAAUCACCAUUCUACAGGUCCAUUGUGUGUGAAAGCGGAACAUCAAUAGUAUAUCACUUACUUAAAGUAGUAGUAUUCUUCUAGGUUUAUGAAAGCAGACAAUUUACAUUGUACAAUAUAGAAAAUAAAUUCAACAAAUUCAAUAGAACUGUACAGUUUACAGCUGAGUGUAAAUUGUGUCCAAAUACCACUAUUUCAUCGAUACUUUUGAGUCCUUUGUAUAUAGAGUUAUCUUGUUUAUUAUGUGUUUAUUAUGAUGAAAUUAUAUUUUUACAAAAGAAAAUCAAAAUUACUUGUAUUAUUUGUGUAAUAGAUUUUUUUCGUGUAAAUAUUUUGUGUAACAGUGGGUAUUUGAACUGUUCUUGUAAACCUACAUGACCUUAGUGUCAAGGUUUCUUGAUUUCCCCACACAUAUUGUGAUAAAGAGCUUUAUCUUGAAAGCUUUAGUUGUAGUGCCAAGGGAGAUAAUAAAGUCUAAAACACUGGUA